CGCCCCGCCCUGGCCAUGACGCCCCGCCCCGCCCCUAGGCGGUUGCUGGCAGCGGCUGCCGCCCUCCCACUGCCCAAUAGCGCGGCUGCAGUCUGUGAUGUGAAGCUCUGCUCAGGCUUGUCCGGCCCCCGGCUCACAGCCUAUUACACCAUCCGUCGCAGAAGCCGCAGCAGCCGGAGCCGACUCAGAGGGCGGGAGGCAGUUCGGGUGGCGGGGCGGGGCGAACAGCGCGCCCGGAUUCAUUCCUGUGGGUCGCGGGGCAUGGAGGAGCUGUGCGGCCGCAGGCGGAGCUGGGCGGCCCGGGCGGUGGCGGGGACAACGGUUUCCCUUUGAAGGGGACGGCUUGAACCCGAGUGACCAUCGGCGGCGGGGAGGACUAGCCCCCGGGCAGUUUGGUGCCGUUUGUCAGAUGUUGGAAGGCAGUAGGACGGAACAUACUCUUCGUGGUUGUAUAUCCGCUCUAGGGUGCAGCAAUUAAUAUUGAACUUUGGUUCCUGUGACUCUUGGCUGUGUCGAUAGAGUUAAGCUGGAGCUCUGCUUUGAAAGGUAAAUAAAGCACAGCGUCUCAACUGGACAUAAAUGGAUCUAAAGACAGCAGUAUUUAACGCAGCUCGGGAUGGCAAACUCCGGCUUCUCACCAAAUUGUUGGCAAGCAAAUCCAAAGAGGAGGUUUCCUCCUUGAUCUCUGAAAAAACAAAUGGGGCCACGCCACUCUUGAUGGCCGCCAGGUAUGGGCACCUUGACAUGGUGGAAUUCCUCCUAGAGCAGUGCAGUGCCUCCAUAGAAGUUGGGGGCUCCGUCAAUUUUGAUGGCGAAACCAUUGAGGGGGCUCCCCCUUUAUGGGCCGCUUCUGCAGCAGGACAUCUGAAAGUGGUCCAGUCUUUGUUAAAUCAUGGAGCAUCGGUCAACAACACGACUUUAACUAAUUCAACUCCUCUUCGAGCUGCGUGUUUCGAUGGCCAUUUGGAAAUAGUGAAGUACCUUGUAGAACACAAAGCUGAUUUGGAAGUGUCAAACCGACAUGGGCAUACGUGCUUGAUGAUUUCAUGUUACAAAGGACAUAAAGAGAUUGCUCAGUAUUUACUUGAAAAGGGGGCAGAUGUUAAUAGAAAAAGUGUUAAAGGUAAUACUGCAUUGCAUGAUUGUGCAGAAUCUGGAAGUUUGGACAUCAUGAAGAUGCUUCUUAUGUAUUGUGCCAAGAUGGAAAAGGAUGGUUAUGGAAUGACUCCCCUUCUCUCAGCAAGUGUGACUGGUCACACAAAUAUUGUGGAUUUUCUGACACACCAUGCACAGACCAGCAAGACAGAACGUAUUAACGCUCUAGAGCUUCUGGGAGCUACAUUUGUAGACAAAAAAAGAGAUCUCCUUGGGGCUUUGAAAUACUGGAAAAAGGCAAUGAACAUGAGGUACAGUGAUAGGACUAAUAUUAUUAGUAAACCAGUGCCACAAACACUCAUAAUGGCUUAUGAUUAUGCCAAGGAGGUGAACAGUGCAGAAGAGCUAGAAGGUCUUAUUGCUGAUCCUGAUGAGAUGAGAAUGCAGGCACUAUUAAUCAGAGAACGUAUUCUUGGUCCUUCUCAUCCUGAUACCUCUUACUAUAUUAGAUAUAGAGGCGCUGUCUAUGCAGACUCUGGAAAUUUCAAACGAUGCAUCAACCUAUGGAAGUAUGCUUUGGAUAUGCAGCAGAGCAAUUUGGAUCCUUUAAGCCCAAUGACCGCCAGCAGCUUAUUAUCUUUUGCAGAACUAUUUUCCUUUAUGCUACAGGAUAGGGCUAAAGGCCUGCUGGGUACUACUGUUACAUUUGAUGAUCUUAUGGGCAUACUUUGCAAAAGCGUCCUUGAAAUAGAGCGAGCUAUCAAACAAACUCAGUGUCCCGCUGACCCAUUACAGUUAAAUAAGGCUCUUUCUAUUAUUUUGCACUUAAUUUGCUUGUUAGAGAAAGUUCCUUGUACCCUAGAACAGGACCAUUUCAAAAAGCAGACUAUAUACAGGUUUCUUAAGCUGCAUCCAAGGGGAAAGAAUAACUUCAGCCCUCUUCAUCUGGCUGUGGACAAGAAUACCACAUGUGUAGGGCGGUACCCUGUUUGUAAAUUUCCAUCUCUACAAGUUACUGCGAUACUGAUAGAAUGUGGUGCUGAUGUGAACGUCAGAGACUCGGAUGACAACAGUCCCCUACAUAUUGCUGCUCUUAACAACCAUCCAGACAUCAUGAAUCUCCUUAUUAAAUCAGGUGCACAUUUUGAUGCCACAAACUUGCACAAACAAACUGCUAGUGACUUGCUGGAUGAGAAAGAAAUAGCUAAAAAUUUGAUCCAGCCUAUAAAUCAUACCACAUUGCAGUGUCUUGCUGCUCGUGUCAUAGUGAAUCAUAGAAUAUAUUAUAAAGGGCACAUCCCAGAAAAGCUAGAGACCUUUGUUUCACUUCAUAGAUGAUAAUUUGACUGUAUUUUAGCACUGUCAAAGCACGAAUUGGUAACAGUUGUUUCAUAAAUGAGCACUGUUGUGAUUACACCAGCAUUCAUUUAGCUUGAUUGAUAUCGUGCUCUCAUUGGCUAAACCAUUAUAAGCAUCAAAUUUACAGGAUUGGUUUCCCAGUAUUUAAUAUAAAUAUACCAUAUAAUAUAUUGUUUGUGAAUUACUGAGAAAUGUAACAUCAUAUUCAAAUUUCUAAAAUUGUCUGCCAAAGGCUUAUUCAUUCUGGUUUUGUUUGCUGUUGGAUGUUUGGGGCAGAGUUAACCAUUUUUCCAUGGUGUCUUUAUACUUUACUGGUUUGUGAAUUUUAUACAAUUGAAAGUCUUUUUUUCCUGCUUCUUCCUUCUCUUCUCAAGUUUCCUUCCUGUUUCUACUUUAUUUUUUGUCCUAACCAUUUCUACUACAGUUUUUUCCUUAUGGAGCCAUGCUAGGUUGUACAAACUUUAAGGACUCGUUACCAUUUGCAGUUACCAUAAGUGCUUUAUCUUCUCUAUGCACAGGCUUAAACUUGACUGUUGUAUGUUAGCAUAUUUUCUAUGCAGCAGUUGGUCAACUUCAACUCAAAACACUGUUUUCUUAUGUUUGUUACAAAGUUAGUUUUUUUUGAAAGUACUCUGUAGCAUGACAAUUUUUAGAGCUGCAGUUUAGCUAUUUUAGCUCAAGCUUUUUUAUUUGUUUUUUUUCUUCAUUUUCUUCACAUCUGAGGUUUCUUUCUCUAAUCCACUGAAAUUAUUGUGUGCUAAAUUUGGGAAGCAGAUCUAUUCUAACUCAUUAACCCAGUUGAAAUUUAGGUCUGUCAUCUUAAUAUAUCAUGUAGUAAAAUGAAGAAUCUUUUUAAAGUGACCCACCUUUCAUGCUGCUCCAGCAUUGUCCUGCUUGUGCUGAUGGUGUGACUAGGUGUAGAGAAUUUGCUUAAAUUUAACUUCAAAGUUUAUCACACAGCUUAAUGAGUCACAUUCAAAUAUUCAGUAAUUGAACUGCAAAUCACUUUUAGUUACAAAAAGAGCUAAAGCAUGUCAGUGGCAUGAUGCUUGCCAAGCCAGAUCUAGGCAUCUAGGAUAAUUAAGGUAUUUUAGUAUGCAAUUUACUGCCACAAUAUCAAAGGUCAGUAACAGUGUUCUUUCUUUCUUCAAGCUUACGUAUACCUUUAAAGAUAACUUGCAUGAAUUAUUUUGAUUCCUUUGGUCUCAAUUAUUUGUCACCCUAGUUAAACAUGAAAGGUUGCAGUGCUUCCUGUUCCCUUACUGGAAGUUAGCUUUUCUUUUCUCUUCCUUUUUUCCUUUCUCUCUCUCUCACUGUCUUUUCUCUCUUUCUUUCUCUUUCUCUCACAGAUUUGCUAAUGCCACAGAAAGGGCUCUUUUAACUUAAGAUAAGUGAAAAGUACUAAAAAAGAUUCAGGUAAUUAUCAUUCAGCACUUUAUUGUAUUUCAGAAUAAAAUUUAUGAUGGCAUAUUUGCCCUGCAAAUGUCUUAAUGAAGUUGUUCUGAAUAAAAAGCUCCUUACUGAUUUGAGAAAAACUCAGUUUACCUGUGAGUUUAAUGAGCUGGAUUACUCACUUGGAUUUUUGUGUUGACAUUUUGUUCUGAGGGUUAGUGUCACUAUUUAAAUCAUCAAUGCAAACAGUCACAUUAGGUUUGUCAUUAUCUUUAGUAAAAACCUUGUCAUGAAGAGUAGUAAAUAAACAAGAGAACAUUAUUUGACUUUUUGGUUAAACAAUUGAGGUUUAAUUUUUAAAAGAUAUUCUCACACAUUUUACUAGGUUGCAAAUUUGAUUUCACCAUUAAGAAACAGUAAAUUGGGAUAUGAAUGAAUGCUCUCCAACCUUUUGAUGAAGAGGUUUUACUAUCUCUUACUAGUAAAUUUGAUGAAAUAUUUGAAUUGUCACAUAUAUUAAGAAUAUUUUGUGAUUUAGACCAAUAUUCUAGAAAUAUCAAAUAUCAGUAUUUUCAAAUCAUCUGCCUCUAACUUUGUGGUAUAAUAAUUAUAUAUGUAUAUGCUAUUAUUUUUAUAAAGGAAAACUUUGCCAUUACAGUAAAUUAUAUCAGGAGAUCUCAAUAAUUUGGGGUAAAAGAUGACAAUUGGAUUUUUAAGUGAUUUAGUAUUUCCUCUUCCUCUUUGGUGGCUGGGUAGGAGGGCUUACAUGCUCUUAGAGUAAGGCACACAUGUCUUACUGUUUUACAGCUGAACUUGAAUUGUACAACUCCGGUGUAAAAUAAGGAUUUCUUUAGCAUUUUUGUACCACUAAAAAUAGAUAACUUAGAACUCAGUCUUGAUAACUGAAAUGACUUAUUUCACUUAGAAUAUAUUUCCCCUUCUCUACCAUCUCCACAGAUGCCAUUGGGAGGUUUUGAAAAAUCAGUUUAAUAGCUCAAAAUUGUCCCUGAUUUUAUUUUAUUUUAGAGGAAAUUGUUUCAUAAAUGUGAACUUAGACACUAAUAAAGCCUUUGUCAGAAAGUAUUCUCAAAAUUACGAAUGGAUUAUGAUAAAAUACUUAAAUUUCUGUUAUUUUUUGAACCACAGAUGAGUAAAUUUUAAUAAUGAACCUGUUACACUCAUGUGAGUCAAACUAAACUGUACACUGUAGCAUGGUGGUAUUGACUGGAGUUAAUGUGUAAGUUCUUAUUACAUUUCUAUGAAAAUAACCGUUUGGGGCCUGCUGAAUUUUAGAUGUUCCACUGUUUUGAUCAUUUCUGUAAAAGAAAUGGUAAUUUUACUCAGAUGCCAGUCUACUUUAUAAAGACAAAUAGACUAUGGACUUAAAAAUAGUCAUUUUUCUUAUUCAUAAAUCUGAUAGGCAUAAACCCAAAUCAAAGAUAAUUUGGCGCCCUUUAUGAAUUUGAAUUUAAGUGAUAGCUCACUUGUGAAGUGACUACCUUAAUGUGUAUAGAGACCCCAGGCUACCAUGAUUUGGGAAAAUUGUUUAGGUUAUAUGGGAAAAGUAGCUCUUUAAAAAUCAUAUUGCCCAACAGAAACCUUAGGCUGAAUUUACAAAUAUGAUAAUUUUUAUAAUUAUUCUUAGAAUUGUGCAGACUGGAUGAGAUGAUAACGUAUUCUUGUACACUGUAACAACAGCAUUAUUGCCUAGAACUUUAAUCAUUUUAGAGUUAGAUACUAAGGAAACAAACUAAUUGGUCAUCAUUAUUUUCUUUUUCUUUUUUUUUUUUUUUUUUGCCCUCAUGUAUCACUAAACAACUAGUUUCUCUCCCUUUUGUCAGUUCCCAUUGUGUAUUUUUCCAAAAGAAGUACUGUAUUCAGAUGCCAGCUAAUAAAUUGUCACACAAUGGAAAAAUCAUAUGCCACAAUAUUCAUUGUAAGGUUUAAUAAAAUUAAAUUUGCACCAAAUUUAAGUGUAUUCUUAUUAACCCUUAAUACUUGAUUGGUAUUAUCUUAAUGCAAAUGAUAGUAGACUUCUGUUUCACAAACACCUAUUAAUCAUUUGUGGCCAGUUAGAACUUAAAAGGUAGCAUUUAUUGUUAAUACUUCUAUGUAUAUAUGAUUUAUGUACAGUUAUUCUAAAUUUUUUUCUAGUAGAAAUUACAGAAACUAAAGAUAUAGGGAGACUUUUGUCAACUGCAUAAGAGAAGGGAUGCCUUUAAUUCUUGUUUUAUAAUUGGUUUGCUAUUAUCAGAAAUAUAUCAUAAAUAUAUUUUAUAAAGGUAAGUUUUAUACAUUUGUUUUCCAUCACUUUCAGUUGUAAAAUCGAAGUAGUCCUUGUCUUUUUUUAUGUUUAACUUGCCUAAUACAAAAAGCUCUAGUUAAGUCAGAAAAUGCAUUAGCUGUAAUUUCUAAACUCCAAGCAUAAAUUGAAAUAUCUAGUUUUAUAGGUUUUUCCCUUUUGAAUUGUUAAUAUCCCUUACUCAUGACAAGUACAGGUUUUGUUUUUCUUUGACCGAGCCCUUUUAAACAUUAGUCUUCUUUACCCUUGGUAAUGUGGUACUACGGUUGUCUGCACUACCACCUCCAAUAUUUAAGAGGACUCUUACCAAAUUUAUAAGUAAAAGAAUAUUGUAUUUUAAGUCUUUAAGAAAAAGUCUUACCAUGUCCUCAAGAUACUCUGUUUCUUCAAGAUACUUUAUUUCAUCUUUUUUAUCUCUGUACUAGUGUAUAGAACAUUGUUGAGAAGUUUGGGGCUGUGGGAGUUAAGUCAUUGAUUCCUGUGUCCCAUGUUACUUUAUAUCGCAUGGUUUUUUUUUUUUUUUUUUUGUAAAGGUGCUUUUAAAUAAGAUUUUGUCUCAUAAAAUUACAGCUGUAUAUAAUUGUUGAUUUAAUUGAUUUUUCUAAUAUAUCUAUGUCUGAUUUCAAAAGUGAAAUAAUACAGUUUCCUACCUUGAAAAAAUUGAAAAUCCUAGGAUUGGUAUCUAUUUUUAAUAUCUUCUCAUCAUUAUAAUUGUCAAUUAUACAACUAUAAAAGAUACUUGUAGUAGUACAUAGUUGUCCUAAAGCCUAUCUUAGUUAUGUUUUCCCUUUUUUCUUUUUCCCAUGUUAAAUCUUAAACUUUUUCAAGACAAAAAUUCUUAAAGUAGUAGUAGUAGCUAAAAUUUGGUAAAUUAUGAAAAUGAAAUUAGGUCAAGAAUGAAUUUAAGUGUGAUCAGUAUAUACUGGAAUGUUGAGGAAAAUUAGGCAUAUUCCUCAUGCUCUUUCAGAGUAAUCUUUCAC
This is a messenger RNA of Sapajus apella (tufted capuchin), 7128 nucleotides long. It is a transcript of the gene FEM1C, whose product is annotated as fem-1 homolog C. The record is from RefSeq and is a predicted model, not a curated record. Gene Ontology annotation, molecular function: protein binding. NCBI's taxonomy places the organism in Eukaryota, Metazoa, Chordata, Mammalia, Primates, Cebidae. The coding region runs from base 580 to 2433 and encodes 617 amino acids. The transcript has 3 exons.